AUGGUUAAGGGAAUGAGCUCAUCUGAGAUUUGCAAUCUUAUCCAAAAUGUGUUUAAACCUGACAAAAAAUAUUCAUUUCCUAAGACUAGUGGCAGAAGCUUCAGGUAUGAUUGGCUAGAAUUACAUUCAUGGCUUUGUUAUUCACCUUCUCAAGAUGGUGCAUUCUGUUUGUCAUGCGUUCUGUUUGGAGAUCGCUUUCCUGGUAAAUGUAGCAAAAUUCAUAAUUUAUUUUCUCAACCUCUUCGCCAUUGGAGUGGUGCAGCAUAUACUUUGAAACAUCAUGCUGGACAGGGUUUAGGUGGGGAAAUGAGCCAGCAUUCACGUACCUUCCCUAUACUGACAUCUUUACUUUCCCAAAUGUCAGGGAAAGCACAGCCAAUAGAGGUAAUUUUAGAUACUAACCUCAAAAAAGAAAUUGAGGAAAAUAGAAAGAAACUUGGCUCAAUUGUAGAUUCUGUUAUUUUUUGUGGCCAUCUUGGUUUACCAUUACGUGGUCAUCGUGAUGACUCUAAAUACCAUCCAGAAGUUGGCAAUUACUCUACCGGGGGAGUUGGUAAUUUUGUAGAAUGUCUUAAUUUUAGAGUUUGGGCUGGGGACAAAGUUUUGGAGGACCAUUUGAAAAAUUGUGGUAAAAAUAAGAGUUAUAUUUCUAAGACAAGCCAAAAUAAAAUUAUUAAGUGUUGUGGUCAAGUGAUCAGUGAACAGAUAAUUCAAGAUAUUAAGGCUAGUAAAUUUUAUUCUAUUAUUGCAGAUGAGGCUGCAGACUCUUCUCAUAAGGAGCAAAUGUCUCUUGUUUUACGUUUUGUAGACAUUGACAUGAAUAUUCGUGAAGAAUUUAUUGCUUUCCUUCAGUGUAGGUGGGGGUUAACUGGUGAACAACUUGCCAAGUUAAUCUUAGAAGCUCUUAACAACCUGACAUUAUCUAUUGAUGAUUGUCGAGGGCAAGGUUAUGAUGGUGCAGGUGCUGUGGCGGGACAUAUCAAUGGCUUGUCAGAAAAUAUUUUACGUAUUAAUGAGAAAGCCGUCUAUACCCAUUGUUAUAGUCAUCGACUUAAUUUGGCUGUAUGUGAUUCUUUGACUGUUGUUGAGGUCAAUACUAUGAUGAAACAUGUUAAAGAAGUCUCACAUUUUAUUAAUAUCUCCCAGACACAUAACAUGCCUUUUGAGGAAAUUGUCCGCAAUUAUCCUGAGAGAGAAUCUCAGAAAAAACGGCUGGUAGAUGUUUGUCGGACCAGAUGGGUUGAGCGAAUUGCGGGUUUGGAUACAUUUAUUGAGCUUUUUGUCCCUUUAUAUGAUACCCUCAAGGAGAUGAAAGAUAAUGUACAAGGGAGCUAUAGACCAAACCUUCUCACUGACGCUUCUCAUUUUUAUAAUCUUGUUGCACAGUUUGAAUUUAUUGUAGCUUUUGAUCGUUAA
Paramuricea clavata is the source of this 1416-nucleotide messenger RNA. Lineage: Eukaryota; Metazoa; Cnidaria; Anthozoa; Malacalcyonacea; Plexauridae. The record is from the annotation of a GenBank genome assembly.